Messenger RNA from Penaeus monodon (black tiger shrimp), 618 nucleotides. RefSeq lists its product as uncharacterized. Lineage: Eukaryota; Metazoa; Arthropoda; Malacostraca; Decapoda; Penaeidae. The transcript is spliced from 3 exons. The record is from RefSeq and is a predicted model, not a curated record. Bases 1 to 618 code for a protein of 205 amino acids.
AUGGGGGCAAGCAGACAGGCAAGAGUGACCGAGACCAGAGAUCGAGACCAGAGAUCGAGACCAGAGUUCGAGACCAGAGUUCGAGACCAGAGAUCGAGACCGAGUUCGAGACCAGAGAUCGAGACCAGAGAUCGAGACCGAGUUCGAGACCAGAGAUCGAGACCAGAGUUCGAGACCAGAGAUCGAGACCAGAGAUCGAGACCAGAGUUCGAAACAGGGAGAGAGACGGCUACAGCAACUUUCGGCGAGCAAACAAACCGCGGCCGCCACUUCGCAGGAACGACAGAUUCCCCCGAAGAUGAGCAGAAAUCAAAUCAAGGUUGCCGGAAUACCCACACCGUAUUAAUUUCAUGUCCAGUACACGUAACAGUGGUAUCCGACAGCAUCAGAGUGGCGGUCGGUGGUACUUUUGCCCUCAAGGAGGAAGACAGUGCGGCUCUGGCACGACGGCCCAGGGAUAAUGAUCACCAUUCGAGGCAAGAGCUCACCUCACUUCUCCGCAGCUCACCUCACUCCUACGAAGCUCACCUCACUCCUACGACGCUCACCUCACUCCUACGACGCUCACCUCACUCCUACGACGCUCACCUCACUCCUACGAAGCUCACCUCACUCUAA